AUUGAUCUGCUUCACGUCUCUAUUUUCUUGGGAUGAGUACUUGCUUUAUUCUAUUUAUCUAGUGGUCUUCUCGGUACUUGUUAUUUAUCUAGGGGUCCUCCUAACAGUCCGUUCUUUUUAGUGUGUUUCCUGUUUGUACCUUUUGUUGUAGCUGGUUAAAUUCAAUGCUUCCAUAUUGCAUCAUAAUGCAUUUCAGGGAGCUGAAUGCCUUGCGGCCAUUUUUACGUGUGUCUGUCAUGAUAGGUUGGAACAAUUUUAUCUCUUGCAGGAUUUGGACAUGUUUUACUCUAACAAAUGAUUCCAAAUCUUCUUGAUUUCUUGCAUAAAUAAUGAUAAUUUAGGUUAGGUUCCAAUGUCAUAUACUGGCCCUUUGCCCAGGAGCUAAUAAUUCAGAAAAAUGAUGGAGAUGGUUAGGUAGGACUUGUGGAAACUAAGCUCACCACUAUAGCGAGAAUUAGACAUGGUUGUAGUAGUAUUCUUCUAGAAAAUACUGGUACCACAACCUGAAAAUCUAUGAACAUCUUAUUACAUUUUUCUGUUCAAGUUUGCAAAUAUCAUCUCUUGUUAUUUCAAUUUACUCAUUAACCAUUUUGGAUAAAGGCUUCAUGUGAUGUUUGUAGCACAAUUGCUCUUUAUAAAUUCAGCUGUGCUCUUUUGCAUACCAAAGUUUUUGCUUCAGUCAACCGUAAAUGCCCCUGAAAAAUUGAUGUCUCCUGGAGCUGUGCUGAUGUGGAGGGCAUGUGCGGGUCGCUGUGGGGCACGCACAGAUGCGUCUGCCCAUCUUCGACAAGGAGCAAUUCAGGGUAGGAUGGAUCCGCAUGGGCCUGGAGGACCGGGCUGGGGAGGCCCUGCAGGAUGGGGCCCUGGAGGCUGGGGUCCGGUUCCACCUGGUGGGCCUGGGUUUCCUGGUGGCCCUGGUUCUUGGGGGCCUGGGCUCGGUGGAUUCUUGGGAUCCUGCUUCUAUAUCCUGUGCUGCUGCUGCCUGCUCCAAGAUUGCUGCGGCCCUCUCUUCAGACGACCGGGCCCUGGCGGCCCGCCACCCCUUUUCUGAUAGCCUGCGGAGCUGCUGACUACAAGAAACAACUCAUUCAACUAAAUAUGCGUGGAAGAACCCACUUGUGUGAAGAUAUUGCAUCUUGGAAGUUGCCGUUGCUGCUAUGUAAACAUUACUGAAAAUCAUAUGGUCUUGGUAGUAUAUAUCUAUACUUGUGGAGACCACUGUUUCUGUCUUACAUAGUUUACCUGGUGCUACUGCUAUUUCAGAAUUGAAUUACACUA
Messenger RNA from Triticum aestivum (bread wheat), 1278 nucleotides. RefSeq lists its product as uncharacterized. Lineage: Eukaryota; Viridiplantae; Streptophyta; Magnoliopsida; Poales; Poaceae. The transcript is spliced from 3 exons. Bases 768 to 1070 code for a protein of 100 amino acids. The record is from RefSeq and is a predicted model, not a curated record.